AUGAUUUGUCUCUCAUCCCUAACAAUUUCCACGUUUAUCCCGAAAUUCAAUAGUGUGCAAAUAAUCACAGAUUCUAAUAAUAAUUCGACCUCCGCUUCUAAUCAUUAUUCAAAUGUGCCAACUGUUUCUGCCAUUACUCUAACACACCCAAUAUCAGAAAUGUUAAUGAACAGAUCUAAAUCAUCGUUGUCGCCAUCCUCUACAGCGACGGCUGGUUCUGAAGUUCCUUCAGGACCAACUCGACAGAAUCAAUUUUCAUCAUUGACACCUUCUAGUUCAAAAUCGGAGCCAGCACUAUCAUGGCAAAUACCCCCAAGUGCUCUGGCUCCGAAGAAACUAAAGAAUGAAAAAAUUGAAAAAAUGGAGCUACGCAUUGCUGAAAAUAAAUUCGAUGUUGAAGCUUGGCUAACGCUGCUUGGUGAAGUAUUAACGAAAGCUGAUGUAGAUAAAGUCGGUGAUACCUUCGAGCGGUUUUUGAAAAUUUAUCCGGCGUCGUCACGUCAAUGGAUACAAUAUGCAGAAUUCGAAUUAAAACAUAAUAAUAUCGAAAAAGUGGAAGAGAUAUUUAAACGUUGUUUGCGUCCUGUUCUCUCUGUUGACUUGUGGAGACAUUAUUUGAACUAUGUGCGUCGAAAAAAUGCCGGCGAUAAACCAAAUGCUCCGAUCUCGCCUGCAGCACGAAAAACUAUUGAAUCGGCUUAUGAAUUUGUUCUUAAUCAUGUUGGUAUGGAUAUGGCUGCCGGAAAUUUGUGGGGCGAUUACUUGUUUUUCCUAAAAAACACAGAAACCAGCAGCUUAUGGGAAGAACAGCAAAAGAUGGAUCAAAUGCGAAAAACUUUCAAGAGGGCCACGAGCAUUCCGAUUCAUAAUGUAGAACAUAUCUGGAAAGAAUAUGAUGCAUUCGAGAAUGGACUAAAUAAAAUUACGGCUAAAAAAUUCUUGCAAGAGAGAUCUCCUUCAUAUAUGACAGCGCGCACGGCAUUAAAAGAAUUACGAGGUUUUAUGGAUGAAGUUAAUAGAGCCGUUAUUCCAGUGCCACCUAAAUGGGAUCGAACUGAAUUACAACAAUUGGAUGCAUGGAAACGUUGGAUAGCAUGGGAAAAGUCUAAUCCCCUAGCAUUUGAGGACAAGGCACAGUUGGCGCAAAGGGUCGUAUAUGCAUAUAAACAAGCAAUGAUGUAUGAAGCCUCGAAUUACUGGAUCGAGAUUAACAAGGAAGAAGAUGCUGCAAAUCUUUUAAAGACUGCCAUGGAUAUAAUGCCCACCAGUUUUCUGGUGCAUUUCGCGUAUGCAGAGCUACAAGAACGCCGCAAAAAACUUCCCGAAGCACAUCAGACAUACGAAACCCUUCUCAAUAACCUAACGGAGCAAAUCAAAAAGAUCGAGCAAAUCGCCAAAGAUGAAGUUGAUGCUUUAGCAAGACCUACUAUUGAGGGGCGUGCUGAAGGAGUGAAAGCCGCGCGAGCUAUAUUCAGUAAAGCACGAAAAUCACCAUAUUGCACUUAUCAUAUAUACGUGGCUGCUGCUCUAAUGGAAUAUCACUGCAGUAAAGACCAAUCUGUGGCUGGCAAAAUUUUUGAACUAGGCUUAAAAUCUUUUGCUGACAAACCGGAAUACGUGUUGCAAUAUCUUGACUUUUUAAUAGAGCUUAACGACGACAAUAAUACUCGUGCUCUUUUUGAAAGAACAUUAUUAACAAUGCCGGUAGACAAAGCGAAAAUAGUCUGGGAAAAAUUCUCCGACUACGAAAAUAAUUAUGGUGAUAUUGGCUCCUUACGGAAAAUUGAAGAACAGUCACCUUUAAUUCGCUUCGCAGAACGUUAUAGUUAUUUGAACACUAAUGUGAUUCUGGAUAAAGAAAUUGGAGCAACGAAAAGACGAAUCGAUAUUCCCGAAUUAUCACCACCAGUUGAACCAAGUACUCGUGUAUCCAAAACACAAGAACAAGACUCGCACACAGCUCGUAAAGCAUUAUUAAAUUCCGUACAACCUGAAAAAUAUCCUCGACCCGAUUUCCGACAAUGGGUACCAUAUAAACCAACCCCAGAUCAAUUAAGACGACCGACUUUUCCUUCAGGAAGUGCUGCUCAAGGUUCAGUUCCACCACCAGAAGUAGCUUCUCAGUCACUAGGAUUCCAGAAUGUUCAAGGAACACGCGAAAGUUCGGCAUUGUUACGGCCAAGUCCUCCACCCUCAAUAAGAGCACCGACUCCCCCAAGUCAACAUCCACCACAUGUAAUAUGGAAACGAGGGCCUAACGGAAUGCUAUUACCCGAGGCAAUAGCUAAUUUCCUUGGUGCAUUACCUCCUCCGAUGUCAUUUGUAGGACCUUAUAUUAACCCAAUCGAAUUAGCUGAAAUAGUUCGCACUAUAAAUAUCACACCUCCGAAUAUAGGUGGUGGCCUACAACCACCACCACACACUCAUCUACCUCCACCAGGACAAAGAGAUAUGCGGGGAGGAAGUCCUGCUCGUGGAGGACCAUCAUACGGUGACGGAAGGUAUGUAGAUGGACCAAGGGGUGGAUAUGGUGGUCAAGAAAACGUAAGAGGAGGAUAUGGUGGCCCAGGGACAGGGAGAGCGAGACAAGGAGAGUUCUUUGGAAAACAGAUGAGGGGUUCGGCGCAAGUGGGAGGUGGACGAGGUUCUGCUGGUGGAAAAAGGAGGAGGAGGGAAUAUGACGGGGAAGACGACUUCCCAGGCAAAGGUGGACCUGGAAUAAAUCAAGCACCUGAAUUUGAUCUAUACCGGGCACGACAACAAAAGCGUGCUCGCGAAG
Messenger RNA from Ambispora leptoticha, 2779 nucleotides. The record is from the annotation of a GenBank genome assembly. NCBI's taxonomy places the organism in Eukaryota, Fungi, Glomeromycota, Glomeromycetes, Archaeosporales, Ambisporaceae.